Molecule: messenger RNA, 1417 nt
Organism: Dipodomys spectabilis (banner-tailed kangaroo rat)
Lineage: Eukaryota; Metazoa; Chordata; Mammalia; Rodentia; Heteromyidae
Gene: Mrps5
Product: mitochondrial ribosomal protein S5
Exons: 12
Coding region: 59-1351 (430 amino acids)
Biological process (GO): translation
Cellular component (GO): ribosome
Molecular function (GO): RNA binding; structural constituent of ribosome
Source: RefSeq, a predicted model, not a curated record
CGUCAGGCGGUGGGGAAGGCUUCCCUGGGGAAGGCGCCGGUGCUGCUACAGCUCAGCAAUGGCUGCGGCCGUGCGCGCGGCGGGCUGUCUUCCUGCACGGUGCGGCGUUCGCGCGGGUCACAUCUGGUCUAGGCAGCUCUCCCUAAGCACCUUUCCAGCAGCUUCCAUUUUGGCAUUGAAGACUACUCUCAGCAAUGGCCCUUGGUCAUCAUGGGGAACCAGAGACAACCAUCAGUUCAGCAGCUUGAGCUAUGCGCUGCAGACACAAUGCUGUAUUUCUUUUCGCAGUAACUCCAUCGGCUACCAGUAUAGACCCUACAGUUUCUUCACUAAGUUAACGGCAGAUGAGCUAUGGAAGGGUGCUUUAGCAGAGACCGGUGCUGGAGCAAGAAAAGGAAGAGGCAAAAGAACUAAGAAAAAGAGAAGAAAGGAUUUGAACAGGGGUCAGAUCAUCGGUGAAGGACAUUAUGGUUUCCUCUGGCCUGGUCUGAAUGUUCCUCUUAUGAAAAAUGGAGCAGUACAGACCAUUACCCAAAGAAGCAAGGAAGAACAGGAGAAGGUAGAAGCUAACAUGUUUCAACAGAGAGAAGAGUGGGACCGGAAGAGGAAGAUAAAAGUAAAACGGGAUCGAGGCUGGAGUGGAAACACGUGGGGAGGCGUCAGUCUUGGUCCCCCUGAUCCUGGUCCUGAAGGAGAAACGUAUGAUGAUUUUGAAACCAGGGUACUUGAGGUAAAAAAUGUCUUCAAUAUGACAGCGAAGGAAGGCAGAAAGAAAUCAGUCCGUGUCCUGGUUGUUGUAGGGAAUGGAAAAGGAGCUGCAGGUUUUGCUGUUGGGAAAGCUGCUGAUCGGACAGAUGCUUUCAGGAAGGCAAAGAACAGAGCAGUUCACUAUUUGCAUUUUGUAGAACGAUAUGAAGACCACACAAUAUUUCAUGAUAUUUCACUAAGAUUUAAAAGAACACACAUCAAGAUGAAGAAACAACCUAGAGGUUAUGGCCUCCGCUGCCACAGGGCCAUCAUCACCAUCUGCCGGCUCAUUGGCAUCAAGGACAUGUAUGCCAAGGUGUCUGGAUCCCUCAACAUGCUCAACCUCACCCGAGGCCUCUUCCAUGGGCUCACCCACCAGGAAACUCAUCAACAGCUGGCUGACAAGAAGAGUCUCCACGUGGUGGAAUUUCGGGAGGAAUGUGGCCCAUUGCCCAUUGUGGUUGCCUCCCCAAAGGGGGCCUUGAGAACAGACCCAGAGCCAGAGAUUGAGGUUCCUGACACCAAACUUGACUGGGAAGAUGUAAAGGCCAUGCAGGGAAUGAAGCGGUCUGCAUGGUCAGCUUUAAAGAGAUCAGCCACAUAGCCUUCCUGCAGCCACUGUCCACAGACUUCACUCUUUAGCAUGCCUCCCCUCCACCUUUUUUUUUUU